Molecule: messenger RNA, 962 nt
Organism: Nematolebias whitei (Rio pearlfish)
Lineage: Eukaryota; Metazoa; Chordata; Actinopteri; Cyprinodontiformes; Rivulidae
Gene: pnp4b
Product: purine nucleoside phosphorylase 4b
Biological process (GO): nucleoside metabolic process
Cellular component (GO): cytoplasm
Molecular function (GO): purine-nucleoside phosphorylase activity
Source: RefSeq, a predicted model, not a curated record
CUGCUGCUCCUUUGAUGACUACAAACUGACCACUGAGUGGCUGCUGCACCAGACAAAUCACCGUCCAAAGGUGGCAGUGAUCUGUGGAUCAGGACUCGGACUGCUGGCUGAUGGAGCCACCAACAAACAGACCUUCAGGUAUCAGGACAUUCCCAAUUUCCCUGUCAGCACAGUUCCAGGUCACGAAGGCUGUUUGGUGUUUGGAACAAUUGAGGGCACUCCCUGUGUCUUCAUGAAGGGUCACUUCCAUCUGUAUGAAGGCUACUCACUCUGUCAGGUGACCCUUCCUGUAAGAAUCUUUAAACUGAUGGGUGUUGAAUCAGUGCUGGUGACAAAUGCUUCUGGAGGAAUUUGUCCAGACUUUAAAGUUGGAGACAUCAUGAUCAUUAAAGACCACAUCAACCUGCCAGGAUUUGCUGGACAGCACCCACUGUGUGGACCCAAUGAUGAGCGAUUUGGGAUCAGGUUUCCUUGCAUGUCAGAUGCCUAUAGCAAAGAACUGAGGAGUCUGGCCCUAGGUGUGGGCUCUGAGCUUGGCUGCAGACACUUUCUUAGAACCGGAGUUUACUGCAUGGUGAGUGGACCAAACUUUGAGACCAUUGCUGAGGCCCGGCUGCUGCUGACAUUGGGCUGCGACUCUGUAGGUAUGAGCAUGGUUCCUGAGGUGACUGUGGCCAAGCAUUGUGGACUCAGAGUUCUUGGUCUGACCCUCAUCACUAACAAGGUGUCUCUGGACUACAACCAUGAGGAGAAGGUUAACCAUGAUGAGGUUCUGGAGAUCUGCAAGAUGAGGGCAGAGCUUCUACAGAAACUCGUCACAAAGCUGAUUGGUCGCUGCCAGCAGCAAAGCAUCAACAGCAUCAACAACUAAGAUCCCCUGAGACUCACUUGGGUCUUACCUGAGACUUAGAAAGUUGCUCAUCUGCCUUUUCUUUACCCAAUAAAACCAAGAUCUGAAAGUU